Messenger RNA from Poecilia latipinna (sailfin molly), 1927 nucleotides. RefSeq names its product delta-type opioid receptor. Bases 230 to 1354 code for a protein of 374 amino acids. The transcript is spliced from 4 exons. Gene Ontology annotation, biological process: sensory perception of pain; G protein-coupled opioid receptor signaling pathway; neuropeptide signaling pathway. NCBI's taxonomy places the organism in Eukaryota, Metazoa, Chordata, Actinopteri, Cyprinodontiformes, Poeciliidae. Gene Ontology annotation, molecular function: neuropeptide binding; dynorphin receptor activity. Gene Ontology annotation, cellular component: neuron projection; plasma membrane. The record is from RefSeq and is a predicted model, not a curated record.
CGCCCGCCCGCGCGCGUGCGCGCAACCCCUUCCUCCAACAGCGCGUGUGCACGAGUGUCCGCAUAGCCGCCGCCACCGCCGCUUCUGCUCUCCGAGCGCGCAGAGCCAUCGCCAAACUUUGAUAAGCUGAAACCGUCAAGCAAAGGAGGAAAUAAUAUUUUUUCUUUUUCUUAGAGUACAGAGUCCCCCGCUAAUUUUGUGUGACAAAGCUUGAGAAUACGAUCUGGACAUGGAAAACACACCAGUUGAAAUUUUUAAAGAACAGAACAAGUGCCUGACCGGGCUGCUGGAAGACUGUCCGGUGAAUUCCUCGGUUUGGCUGUCCGGAGACAGCAGCAAUGUGACCCGCGAUGAUGAGAGCUGGGAGCAGGAGAGCAUGUCCCCCAUCAUCCCCAUCAUCACCGCGGUGUACUCUGUGGUGUUCGUGGUCGGCUUGCUGGGCAACUGCCUCGUCAUGUAUGUGAUCAUCAGAUACACAAAGAUGAAGACAGCCACCAACAUCUACAUCUUCAACUUGGCGCUCGCAGACGCUCUCGUCACCACCACCAUGCCCUUCCAGAGCACCGACUACCUUCUGAACACCUGGCCGUUUGGGGAGGUGGUGUGCAAGGUCUUCAUCUCCAUCGACUACUAUAACAUGUUCACCAGCAUCUUCACUCUCACCAUGAUGAGCGUGGACCGGUACGUGGCGGUGUGCCAUCCCGUUAAAGCCCUGGACUUCCGCACACCCAUCAAAGCCAAGAUGAUCAACGUCUGCAUCUGGAUCCUGUCCUCGGCUGCAGGGAUACCGGCUUUUGUUCUGGGGGGAACUCAGACAAACAGCGACAUUACUGAAUGUGCCUUACAGUUCCCGGAGCCGUACGCCUACUGGGACACGAUGAUGAAGAUCUGUGUGUUUGUGUUUGCCUUCGUCGUGCCUGUGCUCAUCAUCACCAUCUGCUACACCCUCAUGGUCCUGAGACUGAAGAGCGUCCGGAUGCUGUCCGGAUCACGGGAGAAGGACCGCAACCUGCGGCGCAUCACGCGGCUGGUGGUGGUGGUGGUCGCCGUGUUCGUGGUCUGCUGGACGCCCAUCCACAUCUUCAUCCUGGUCAAGGCGCUUGUGAGCGUACCCGAGACCACCGCCAUCAUGGCGGCGUAUUUCUUCUGCGUGGCUCUGGGCUACACCAACAGCAGCCUCAACCCCAUCCUCUACGCCUUCCUGGACGAGAACUUCAAGCGCUGCUUCAAGGACUUCUGCCUGUCAGCCAAACUGAAAGGGGACAGGGCGUCCGGCAGCAAGAAGGUCCCCAGCACAGUCCGGGCCGCCGCUGUUCCCCUGGAGAACCCAGACGGGACUAAUAAACCCACCUGACUAGCGGUGGAGCUGUCUUCAAUUUCCCACAUUGGAAAAGAAGACUCGCAUGAUCUGGGCUUAACGCACAUCACUUCAGUGAUGUAGACUUACUCCUCUGUGAAAGCUGAUCCGCCUCUUGUUUUUAGAAACACCAUAAGGCAGAGCCAAGCUGCCAAGAUAGAUCAAAAUCUUUCACUUAAAACCACAUGAAAGUCGUCUGUUUGGCAAUUUCAUCCUCUUUGGUCUUAAGAUCUUGAAGUUAAUGUUUGAAUUUACAGGUGGAUUCAAAGAAGACAGAUAAAAAAGUGGAUGAAAGUUAUCUGUAAGGAGAAUACAGUGGAGCACUAGCUAUGUUUAUGAAUUUGCUGGCCCUUCCUCUCUCCCCCAACAGCCUUACAUGUCUAAGAGUUUUUACAAAUGUUCAUUCAUUGUUGGAGAUGACAAACUUUAAGAUACCACAUUUAUUUAUUUAUUGUUACAUAAUCGGAAUCUCCUUCAGUCACUCAUGGCACAUUUUUUAAAAUCUUUCUUUUGUUUGUUUUUAUGCGUUAGCCAGAUAUCAUCUUUGGGGCCCCCAAAAGGGGUUGCACU